Leucoraja erinaceus (little skate) is the source of this 2293-nucleotide messenger RNA. Its product is annotated as lysosomal cobalamin transporter ABCD4-like. The transcript has 14 exons. Gene Ontology annotation, biological process: fatty acid beta-oxidation; very long-chain fatty acid catabolic process; long-chain fatty acid import into peroxisome. Bases 414 to 1658 code for a protein of 414 amino acids. The record is from RefSeq and is a predicted model, not a curated record. Gene Ontology annotation, molecular function: ABC-type transporter activity; ATP hydrolysis activity; ATP binding. Gene Ontology annotation, cellular component: peroxisomal membrane. NCBI's taxonomy places the organism in Eukaryota, Metazoa, Chordata, Chondrichthyes, Rajiformes, Rajidae.
ACCGUACCCUUCCGUAUCUCUGUGUCUCCCUCUCCCCCGACUCUCAGUCUGAAGAAGGGUCUCGACCCGAAACGUCACCCAUUCCUUCCAUCCAGAGAUGCUGCCCGUCCCAGCUGAGUUACUCCAGCAUUUUGCGUCUAUCUUCUGCAGCUCCAGUUCCUUCCUACACAUCUGUAGGUUAAUUGGCUUUGGUAAAAACUGUAAAACUGUCCCUAGUGUGUUUAAGAUAGUGCUAAUGUACGGGGAUCGCUGGUGCGCCUGUUUCCGAGCUGUGUCUCUAAAGUGGCCUUAGCCUAGUUUGCCUGGUGGCUUUGUGCUGGUGAAGUGCCUUGUGUCUCUACAGUACGGGCUGGCUGGGCCCCGUCACCAUCUUCAUAUACUUCAUCAUCGGCUCCGUGGUCAACAAGGCUCUGAUGGGACCCAUUAUCCCAACCCUCGUACAACAGGAGAAGCUGGAGGGAGACUUCCGAUUCAAGCACAUGCAGGUCCGUGUCAACGCUGAGUCAGCAGCUUUCUACCGAGCAGGACGGGUGGAGCAGAUGCGAACAGACCGGAUACUCCAGGAGCUGCUUCGUACACAGGGGAGGCUGGUGACCAGGGAACUGCGGCUCUACAUCGGAGUGAACAUCUUCAACUACCUGGGCAGCAUCGUCAGCUACUUGGCCAUAGCCAUCCCCAUCUUUGCGGGCCGCUACGAUGGUCUUGCCCCGGCUGACCUGAUUGAGCUCGUCAGCAAGAAUGCCUUUGUGUCCAUCUACCUCAUCAACUGUUUCAGCCGUCUCAUCGACCUCUCGACCACUGUCUCUGAGCUUGCUGGCUACACACACAGAAUCGGGGAACUGCAGGAGGCGAUCGGCCGUCUCUCCGCAUCACGCGGCAGGCGCGGAGCCUCCACGCUCGAAGACCUGCCCCCGUCGCAUGAGAGCGGCUUGGAUUCGGAGGAGGAGGAGGAGGGAGAGAUGGAUGGGCAGGGGCAGUCUGACCACACUGCCUUCAUCCUGGAGCGGGUUUCCUUCACCGCCCCCUGGUCUGAGGAGCUGUUGGUGAAGAACCUGACCCUGAAGAUCACGUCGGGACAAAGCCUCCUGAUCAUCGGCAACACGGGCACCGGGAAGACCACUCUGCUCCGGGUCCUGAACGGAUUAAGGGAGAUUACCCAGGGCUCUCUCCGCAUGGCCACCUGCUUUGGGCCUCGAGGGAUUCUCUUCCUCCCACAGAAGCCCUACUUCACUGACGGGACCCUCAGGGAACAGGUGAUUUACCCUCUGAAGGAAAUCUACCCUCUUUCAGGAUCAGCCGAUGACAAAAGAAUUCUCCACUUCUUGGAGGCCACCGGCUUGGGGCCUCUGCUGAAGAGGACGGGCGGGCUGGAUGAGAGAGUCGGUUGGAACUGGUACGACGUGCUGUCUCCGGGAGAGAUGCAGCAGCUCACCUUCGCCAGGCUCUUCUAUCACCAGCCGGAGUUUGCAGUGUUAGACGAAGCCACGAGUGCCCUGACUGAAGAGACGGAAGCGGAGCUGUACCACAUCUGUACACAUCUGGGGAUGACUGUGGUCAGCGUGGGACAUCGCAGCAGUUUGGAGAAGUACCAUGACUCAGUGUUGCAUCUACUGGGAGACGGGAAAUGGGAGCUGAGUGCAGUCCAGCACCACACCUGAUCUCCUGCAGGGACAGGCUCCAUCCUCAUCCCCACUCGUGGAAGCCCAGGAUGAAACCUCUGCCCCAGCUAUCCCCCCCGACAUUGUGAUUAACUCUGAUUGCUUUCACACCGGUGGCACGGAACAACGGAGAAUGGCCCUGGGAUCUCAAGCACGUCUUGCUCCGUAGCUCCAAGGACAAUAUCUUUACAGUCCAAGGCCAUCUCGGAUCAGCUCCUUCCGAAUGUCCACGCAAGGAACUGCAGAUGCCGGACUCUUGCGUAGAACAAAAAGCGCUGGAGUAGUAACGCAGCGGGUCAGGCGGCAGCUCUGGAGAAAAGGCACAGGUGACGUUUCGGGUCAGAACUCUUCUCCAUUCUGCUGGACACAAAGUGUUGGAAUAACUGAGCUGGUCAGGCAGCAUCUCUGCAGAACCCGGGAAGGUGAUUAUUGCGCCAGGACCCUUUGGUUUAGUUUAGUUUAGAUAUCUAGAACAGAAACGGGCCCUUCGGCCCAACGAGUCCACGCCGACCAAUAGACAAUAGGUGCAGGAGUAGGCCAUUUGGCCCUUCGAGCCAGCACCGCCAUUCAAUGUGAUCAUGGCUGAUCAUCCCCAAUCAGUACCCCGUUCCUGCCUUCUCCCCAUUUAAGAGCCC